AUGAACAAGCUGACUUUGUCGAUUAAAUAUGUCCAAACAUAAUUUAAAAUUUGCUUUUAAGCAGAUAAAGACACAAUUAUCGGAGAACUAAAAUAAUUUUCUGUUGACCGUCUGAGCAAGCUUUAAAAAGUAAAAGUGCUUGUAUUAUUCCUUUAGCUAGUAAAAGUCAAGUUCGAUAACAUACCUUUGAAUUUUGAGGCUAAAAAUUACUUAUUAAAAGACACUUAGGACAGUAUUUUAGAUGAUGAUGAUCUAGUGCUAGAUUUGAUUAAAGAUAAUGAAACAAUCCACUUAGUAUUCAUUCCUUCCUUAAAUAAUACUGUUACAUAAUAAUAACCAUAAACAUAACCAUAAUAAUAACCAUAAUAAUAAUAAUAACAAUAACAAUAACCAUAACCAUAAACAUCAUUACUUUCAUAAUUCUUAGCACAUCCAUAUCCAACCUCUGGACUUAACUUUAAGAAUCUAGCCUACUAGGUAAAAAAACCUAAAGCAAUUCCACUAUAAGCUUCAUAACCUGUUGCUAAUCCACAAGUUUAAAUUACUACUUCAGAUACAUUAUUAAAUAAUGACUAAUUAAAAGAAUUACAACAGAAAUUUUAUUUAGAUACUUAAAGCAUUGAGAAUGUUUAAUAGAUAGGAGAAUUAGAAUUGCUUUUAAGAUUUAUCUAAUCUAAAGAUAUCACAAAGACCUAUAAACUUAAAUGUAAUUUAGAAGACUCCUUAAUAAAAGUGUCUGAAAUGGUGUGCAAUGGUUUAUAAUUAUAAAAUGAUCAUGUAGCCUGCUUCUAUAGUUUAAGUGGGCUUCCAAUUUGUGCAUCCUUAAAUUAAAUGCAAAAUGUAAAGGUUUCGGAAUCAUUAAAUUGUUUAAAGAAUAAAGAAAUAUUUGUCAUAAUUACAAAAUGCAAAGUAGGAUAACCUUCUUUGCCUAAGAUAGAUUCAGAGGUAGGAGAAUAAUAGAUCUUUAUUCAAUAUUCUGGGUCUAAAUCCAUCAAAGUGAAUAUUUUGACAACAACUGUAUUAGAAUUAAAAUAGAAAAUAUAUCAUAAACUCAAUAUUCCAACUACAUUUUAAUAAUUACAUUAUGUGGGUAAAGUGUUGGAUAACACAGGCACAUUACAAGAUUACGGAAUACAAAAUUUAAGCAACAUUAUCCUAACAUUUAAGGCCUUGGAUUCUUAUCCAUUUUAAUAAAGUUAUAAUUAUAAUUUUCAUCUUCCUUGGAUGAAUCAUCUAAGAGAAUAAACUCAGAUCGGAUUACAAUAAUUUAGAUCAGUUUCACUAGUAUUCUUUUCUAAGCAAGAUGAUCCAAAGAUUAUGGCAGUGAUAAGGAAGGUUUCAAUGAACAAUGCUCCCCUUGUAUUAGCAUGUAAACUAUUCUCUCAAAAUCUGAGAUCUUCUUAAUUAUAAUGCAUAGCAUUUGAAGUAGGUAUGUAACGUGUUAUGUUUGAUCUAAUCAUUUCAAGUCAGACUGUACCUGAAACAUUCUAAAUUAACAAAACAUUUGAAUAUUCAAGAUACUUUUAUGAAUAAUUAUUGAAUUGGUCAUUGAAAUUAAAUUAAGACCAGGCUAAGUUAUAAGAAAGAUACAGAUUCAUUGAUUCUAUAUGUAACAUUACAUUAAAGAAAAUUAAUAAUCCAGCUUAUUUGUCAUAAGUAACGGAAGAAGAUAAAAUUGAUUUUGGAACUUGUUUAUUAGUUGAUUAUGAUCAAAUGCAAAUCAAAAUUUAAAAUAAUGAGGUUUAUUAAAAACAGAUUCCUUAUGCACAACUAAAAAUAUUAUAGCCAGAUUAAUUAUUAGAGGAUUUUGAUUUAAUUAUGUUGUAAGAGAGGGAAACGUUGAUUUGGUUACCAUCAGCAUUUAUUGAUUUUAAUGAUAAUAAAUUCGAAAUAACAAAUGCUUGGAUUUAGAAUAAAGUAGUAUCUAGUCAUUAAUCUUUAAAACUGUAUAGUGGAAUUGAAUUAAAAAAUUUAUAGACCUAUCCUUUAUUGACAACAAAAAAAUCAGAUGAAUUUUUAAUUUAUUCAGGGUGCAAUAAGGAUGUCAAGUAACCAAUACUCAUAUUUAAUGUGAUGACUGGUGAAUCAACACCUAUGAACCCAGAUAAGUUGGCUCUUCUAUAAUAAAUUGGUUCUAUGCCUUAAGAUGAUGAAGAUGAUGAUUCUGAAUAAAAUAAGGAAAAGGUGAUGGAACCAAAGAUUACUAAUCCUCCUAAUGAGGCAAUUGUAGUUUUACUUGACAUAUCAGGUUCUAUGGAUGAAUUAUAUUAUGACAGUGAAGAUCUGACGAGAAUGGGAGUUGUUAAAGCAUUUUUCAGUACAUUUGCUGAUAGAACUAUGGCUUAUGAUUUGAAACAUGUUAUCUCUUUGGUCUAUUUUGAUAACAGAAUCAUUGAGAAAUGCUCAUUUACAGAACUCUUUAUAUUGUUUAAAGAUUUAGUGAAUAAGGCCCAACCUACUGGUAGAACUAAUCUAUACAGGGCUUUGAAAUAUGCUGAAAAUCAAUUAUUAAAAUUCAAGUAAACAUAUCCAAAGUGUUUGUUAAGAAUUAUUGCUUUGACAGAUGGAUAAGAUAAUGAUAACCAUCCUUUGGAUCCAAUAAAGGUUGCUGAAUCCAUACUGAAAAAUGAAAUUCUAUUAGAUUCCUUUGUUGUAUCAGAUGAUUGUACAGAUCUAAAGAAAAUAACUAAGGCCACUGGAGGACAAUGUUUCUCUCCUUAAACUAUACAAGAAGGAUUGAAACUAUUUGAAUUUGAAACUAUUUUGUCUGCUUCAAUUAGAUAAAAGUAAAAUAAAAUAACCCUGAAACAAUUAAGAGACACUUUUAAAUUGAAAGAUUCAUAAAUUGAAUUCGAUAAAGUCCCUAUAGCCAUCAAUCUGCCAAAUGAAUUAAAUCAACAAUCUAUGCAUCCUUAACAACUUGUUUAGGAAAUCGUUUAAGAUUAAAAUAAGCUAUUCUAGUAUGCAUCCAAUAACUCAUUAAAGAGAGUGAUAAAAGAGAUUUUGAAUUAUGAAUAACAUCCUCAUCCACACAUCAAAAUAUUCCCAUGUCAAGGGAAUGUCUCAUUUUGGAAAAUUAUUCUGUUGGGUCCAGAAUCAACACCUUAUGAAGGAGGGGUCUACAUACUUUAUCUACAAUUUGAUGAAAGUUAUCCAAUCAAACCUCCCAAUCUGAGAUUCCUUACCCCAAUCUAUCAUUGCAAUAUCAACUCUCAAGGAAGAAUAUGUCAUAGCAUCUUGGAUCGAAAUUACACCUUAGACACAACAGUACUUUAAAUAUUCUAGGCUAUUUUCGGCUUAUUGAUGACUCCAGAACCUGAUGAUCCAUUAGACACAACUAUUGCUUCUGAAUAUUUGGAAAAUCUACAAUAAUAUUAGAUUAAGGCCAAAGCUUUUACUCAAGAACAUGCCAAGAAGCCAUUAGAUGAAGUAAUCACCUAGAUCAUCGGUGUAAAAAGUGAACAAAAUUUAAGUGAUGCUGAAAUGCAAGCCAAAAUAGUAGAAAUCAACAAAUGGAUUCACGAUCACAAUAUGGAGAUUGAGAAGUAAAAUAAUGCUUAAAAAUAAUGA
Messenger RNA from Paramecium tetraurelia, 3570 nucleotides. RefSeq lists its product as uncharacterized. Lineage: Eukaryota; Ciliophora; Oligohymenophorea; Peniculida; Parameciidae. The transcript is spliced from 2 exons. The record is from RefSeq and is a predicted model, not a curated record. Gene Ontology annotation, cellular component: nucleus. Gene Ontology annotation, biological process: protein polyubiquitination. Gene Ontology annotation, molecular function: protein binding; ubiquitin conjugating enzyme activity.